Pezoporus flaviventris is the source of this 1486-nucleotide messenger RNA. It is a transcript of the gene CCDC42, whose product is annotated as coiled-coil domain containing 42. Gene Ontology annotation, biological process: spermatid development. The record is from RefSeq and is a predicted model, not a curated record. Bases 1 to 1122 code for a protein of 373 amino acids. The transcript is spliced from 9 exons. Lineage: Eukaryota; Metazoa; Chordata; Aves; Psittaciformes; Psittacidae.
AUGCAGGGAGGAGCGGUGCUGGGAGGACCUGGACCGGUGGCUGCAGCAAUGGGCACCAUGGACGAUGAGGACCUGCUGGCCUAUUUCUGCAUGGAAUACAGGUGGAACAUCCUGCACCUGCGGAGGAAGCUGCAGCCGGAAGAGGAGGACUCCCUGUCCGUAUUUAUCCGCCUCCAGGAGAAGAGGAAAGCAGCCAAACUGAUGGGAGAGGCUCUGGAGGCGAAGGAGGAGUUCAAGGAGAGGGUGAAAGCCGUGGAGUGCUGCUGGCGGGACCUGCACGCCCAGGAGGCUGAGCUGAAAACACACACGGAGGAAUCCCUGAGGAUCGCAAAGGAAUAUGAUAAGAUGCGAGUCCAAGCUCUGAAGAAAGCCGCCAGAAAGAGGGAGAAGAAGGUACAAAAGGAGUUUGAGCUCUUGAGAGCUAAGAGGGAACUGGAAGUCUGGAGAAACAAGCAUGAGAAACUCUACAACAAAGUGCAGAAAUACUCCAUCUUCAAAGGAUACCUGGAGGAUGUGGUGAAGAGCUCACAGUUUGUGGACAUCCAAGAAGUCAUUUCGCCCUACGAGACGCUGCUGAGGGUACUCAGGGACCUGGAGCAGUUGCAAGAGAGGCAUAAGGAAAAGUCCGAGCAAGCCAGGGUGUUCUUGGACCAGUACAUAGCGGAGAAAGAAGCUGAGAUCCUGCAGUACAAACACGAGCUGGUGGAGCUCCAGCAAUGUUUUGACCAGGCUAAAGAAGACAUCCAGUUCUGGGGGGCCCAGUCAAAUUCACUAUUGGAUACUGCAGGCUCCGGGAGCUGGGUCCCAUCAGGCACAGCUGGAAAGCAGCCGGUCUGGAAGGCCAGCAGCAGGAUGUGCUGCUCCCAGGUACCAGCCAGCCCUGCUGGGCAGGAGACUCGCUGGGCUGACAUCCAGGAAACAAGUCCCAAGAAAGCCCUGGAGCUGGACACCAUCAGGAUGGCCAUCCUCAACCUCUUCCAGAGUGCCAACAGACAGAUGAACGCCAAACUAAACGUGCCAGUGGAAGUCAGCCAUAGACAACUGAACAGGAUUCAGCAGCGUAUCCAAGACCUUGCAGACAUCUCCACAGAGGGCAAAGAGGACAUACAGAACCGCCAGUGAGCAGCUGUACCUACAGGACAUGGCAACGUGAGUGGCUCAGCAAGGGUGGGAAGAGCAGGACAGAGUGCCCGACAUAGAUGUCGCUUCCACCAGUGAAGUUUCAUCCCUUCUGACUCUUGUGUCCUGUACAGUUGCUGGCAUCUGUUAUUCUAUUAAAAAGAACCAAGUACCUGAAGGUGACUCCUAAUUUCCUGAGAGGACGGGAAUCAUCAGAGCAGCUCCAUCCCACAGCUUCAUCCCAGAUGCCACUAGGAUGCCUUCUCUGGCAGAUCUGGCUCAUGCAAAGCACACAAGAUAGGGAGAGCAGGCUGGGACAGGAAUAUAGUCUCAAAUAGGGAGGAGUACUACUGCUCACAUCUGGACA